This is a messenger RNA of Schistocerca americana (American grasshopper), 2781 nucleotides long. Its product is annotated as insulin-like growth factor-binding protein complex acid labile subunit. Lineage: Eukaryota; Metazoa; Arthropoda; Insecta; Orthoptera; Acrididae. Gene Ontology annotation, molecular function: protein binding. The transcript is spliced from 5 exons. Bases 1 to 2781 code for a protein of 926 amino acids. The record is from RefSeq and is a predicted model, not a curated record.
AUGUUCCGGAACACCCCCCUGCUGCACACAUUGGAUCUCAGAGAGAACAUCCUCAAGACCCUCCCUGGAGAUGCGUUUGCCGGGAUGCGGGGCUUGCGCUACCUGCGCCUGUCCCACAACCAGCUGGCCUCACUGCCAGCUGAUGUCUUCAAGGAGACGACUGGCUUGCUGACUCUGGAGAUGUCAAACAACUUCCUCGAGGACUUGCCAGAGCAGCUGCUGGCCAACUGCCCUGAGCUGUCGAUUCUAUUUUUGGGCCACAACCAGCUCAAGAGACUGCCUGGGCGACUCUUCGUCAACAACACUGAUCUCUGGUGUGUCUGGCUAGAAGACAACAAUCUCUCGAGGUAUCGUUGGAGGCCCCACGUCGCAGGCACCAUAGUGGCAGCUCUGGUUCUGAUAUCCAGUGUCCAGUUUUGUGGCACUUCUGACUCCACGGAGUGUCCCUGUAAGAUCUUCAGAUGGGGGACAGUGUGCAACAGCACCUCUCAGACACCUUCGUGCCUCUUCAAGAAGGACCAGGUGCUGAUACUGGAACUCCCAACCAUGACCCAACUGAUCGGCCCCGUGUUGGCCAACAUGCCGAGUGUCCGCCGACUCCGCAUUGUGUCCAAUUCUCUCACGGCAAUCAGGUCGUCUGCCUUCACCAGCGACCCACUGUCGGAAAUUGACCAGCUCACACUGGACGUGCCAAACGUGACGACCUUGGAGCCCAGAGUAUUCCGACAGCUGCCCAGACUAAGGCGGCUGCGUAUAUUGAGUGCCAUCCAGAGCCUGGACGAGAAAGAGUUCGAACUGUGCCCAGACCUCAGAGAAGUGCUCUUCCACGGCAAGCUCCAGAAGAUACACCAUGGAACGUUCAGGCACAACAAGGUGCUUUCCUACCUCGAUCUCUUCGGCAACAACUUGACCACCUUACCAGAUGAUCUAAUCGCUGGCAACCCACGGUUGGAAACCUUGUCACUCACUGAGAAUGGCAUACGUACCAUCUCUGCUGGGGCGUUCAGAAACGCUUCGAACCUCCAGCAGCUAAUUCUGUCCCGGAACAACUUGCGGACUCUAGAGGAGGGAGUGUUGGACGAUGCGAAGGUGCUCACUUAUUUUCACGCUUCAGCGAACACAAUCACGUCUCUGCCCCCGACAAUUUUUGCCAAAACAAUGUUGCUGAUAGAAAUCCAUCUACAUUUGAACAACCUGACGACUCUACCAAAGGACAUAUUUGCACAUACCACCAAUCUCAAGGAGCUGAGACUGGGCGACAACCAGCUGAAGUUCCUGGAGCCAGAACUGUUCCGCCACAACCAGCGGUUAACCACGCUGGAGCUGAGUGGGAACGCCCUCGAGAGCCUCCCUGGAGAGGUGUUCUCUGGCCUGGAGAGCCUGCAGUACCUCUACCUGGCCGACAACCGGCUGGCCACAGUGCCCGCUGAGGUCUCCAAGCCGAUCGCUGGCCGGCUGCAGUUGUUCUUGUCGGGGAACCUCCUCCAGGAGCUGCCUGAAGAUGCGCUGACAGCCUGCUCCCAGCUGGAGUCCUUCUUCGUGUACAACAACCAGCUCAAGAGUCUGCCUGGGCGACUAUUCACCAACAACAGCAACCUCUCGACUGUCUCUCUCGAAGACAACAACCUUAGGAGCCUGUCAGUCGAGCUGUUUGCUGGGACACCAUCGCUGAAACAGAUGUGGGUGGGACAUAACCCUUGGGACUGCACCAGCUGCGAAGUUGCUGCGAUGUCUGCGUGGCUGACAUCACACAACAUCGACAUCGGUGAUGUUGGACCGCAGUGCUCGGGGCCUGGCCCACAGGCUGGCAGAGAUAUCCGUCAGGUGACAGCAACUCACUGUCUCAAGGGCAGUGGCCAGUUUCAUCGAAGGCGUCACGCCCCAGACAUCAUAGUGGCAGCUAUCCUGAUAUGUAGUGUUGAGGUUCAUGGCACUUCCAAUAUGACCGACUGUCCAUGUGAGGUCUCCACAUCUGUGACAUCUUGCCAUAAUGCCUCUUUGGCACCCCCAUGCCUCCUCUCCAAAACCGUCAUCUUCCUGAUACUUGAACUUCCAACCAUCACUCAACUGACUGCUCCCUUGCUGGCCAAUGUGCCAAGUUUGCACAGCCUCCACAUUAAAUCCUCCUCCAUGACGACCGUCAGAUCACUCGCCUUCGCCAACAACCCACUACUGGAAGAACUCAAAAUGGAGGUACCGAACUUGACCAUCUUGGAGCCUGGCGUCUUCCAGUCGCUGUCCAAACUCAAGCACCUACGGUUGGACUGUGCGAUCCAGAGGUUGGAUGAGGAUCAGUUCGUCCUGUGCCCAGACUUGAGGCAAGUGAGCAUUCACGCCAGGAUCCAGGAGAUACAGCCUGGAACGUUCAGACACAACAAGGCACUCAGCUUCCUGCGGCUCGUCAACAACCACCUGACACAGUUGCCAGAUGGUCUGCUCGCCGGCAACCCACAAGUGGAUUACGUGGACCUCACUCACAAUGGCAUACAGACCAUCUCUGCUGGAGCGUUCAGGAACGCUUCGAGCCUGCAACAGCUAUUUCUGUCUAGAAAUCAUCUGAAAACCCUAGAGGAGGGGACACUGGACGAUGCAGACCUGCUCAUCGUUUUCCACGCUUCAGAGAACGAAAUCACAUACCUGCCCCCAUCAAUCUUCGCCAAAACUGUGUCGUUGAUAGAAAUCCAUUUAGAUUCGAACAGCCUGAUGUCUCUUCCAAAGGACAUAUUUGCAGCUACCACCAGUCUCAAGGUAAUAUCCCAUAAUUUUAUAUUCUACUUCUAG